Radiomyces spectabilis is the source of this 204-nucleotide messenger RNA. RefSeq lists its product as uncharacterized. The transcript is spliced from 2 exons. The record is from RefSeq and is a predicted model, not a curated record. NCBI's taxonomy places the organism in Eukaryota, Fungi, Mucoromycota, Mucoromycetes, Mucorales, Radiomycetaceae. Bases 1 to 204 code for a protein of 67 amino acids.
AUGAAGCUGAUCUUUGUCCUGUCGCAUCUUUCGCGACCCCCAGAUCCAACAUUGCUCUCAUCGGAUACGCUGUUCAUCAACUCGCGUCGAUCCAACAAGGCCAAAGCGGCAUAUCUUUACCCGGUUCCAUUGCUUGCACCGCGUCUCAGCAAUAUUACCGCCACCACCAAUCUUGCCAAAGCCCUUGCAGGCGCGACCUAUUGA